Molecule: messenger RNA, 2786 nt
Organism: Centruroides sculpturatus (bark scorpion)
Lineage: Eukaryota; Metazoa; Arthropoda; Arachnida; Scorpiones; Buthidae
Product: vascular endothelial growth factor receptor 1-like
Exons: 16
Coding region: 70-2763 (897 amino acids)
Biological process (GO): protein phosphorylation; positive regulation of kinase activity; multicellular organism development
Cellular component (GO): signaling receptor complex
Molecular function (GO): ATP binding; transmembrane receptor protein tyrosine kinase activity
Source: RefSeq, a predicted model, not a curated record
GGGCAAAAAAAUUAUAUUCAAAAGCCAUUUAUUGAAAAACAUUCUAAAUUUUGGAGUGUUGGAAGUGAAAUGAAUCUCUCAUGUUCUGCUAUUAUAAAUGAUGAAAAUAGGAAACUUUGUUGGAUAUAUCCAAAUAGUACUAAUUUGGAAGAAAAUACUACAAUAAAGGAACUAGAAAAUGGUCUUAAACUUUUGGAAUCACAACUAUAUUUUUCACAAGUUGAUUAUAUGCAUGAAGGACAUUAUAUUUGUGCUUACCUGUUUAGAAAUAAUUGUGAAGAAGCAGUGAAAGAUCAAACAUAUAUAACAGUUUAUGAUUUAUUGAUGCUGGAACCUGUUGAUUUUUUUACAAGUGAAGAUACUGUUAAGAUUGAAAAAAACGUUGGAGACACUGUAGAAUUUACUGUUAAUAUUAAUUAUAAAGUGGAAGAGAUUGAAUUUCAUUGGGAAAAAAAAGGAAUUUUUGUUUUACAGAAUUCCAGAAUACAUUUUAACAGUAAUUCUAAGCAAAUUAAAAUGAUUAUUCAAAAUUUGUCAAUAACUGAUUCUGGAAAAUACACUGUAUUUGUGAGAAGAGUAGAAUCUUUUAAAACAUUUUCUUUUGAACUUUCUGUACAAGGGAAACCAAUUAUUGAAAUUAUUAAUUCAAAAACAGAUUCAAAUGAUUUGUAUAUGGUAAACGAAAUAUAUAAUUUGACAUGUAGAGCAGAAGUUUUACCUGAAGCAACAGUAAAAUGGUUAUGGAAAGAAUGUGAUACCUGGGAAGAUUGUACAAAUGAUGAUGGCAUUAUUGAUAUAACAAAAGAAGAUUCUGUUUCUAACAAAAUAAAUAUAACUGAAAUAAAAUAUGAUGAUGUUGGAGUAACUGUUGUUUCUUUAGUUCUUCUUGUUAAAGCAAGUAAAUCUGGAAAAUAUUUUUGUAAAGCAUCAAAUAAUUUAGGUUAUGAUAGUAAAUCAGUUUUGUUUAUUGUGACAGAUGUUGCAAAUGGAAUUCAAGUAUCUUCUGAUAAUCGGGAACUAAAUAAGAAUAAAAACAUAGAGAAUAUUUAUGUAAAAUGUAAUUUCUCCACUUUCUUAUAUUCAAAUGUAUCUUGGAGUCAUAUUGAAGUGCCUUCAUAUGAUUUUCUUCCAAUAGGUGAAGAUUUAUAUACUGAAAGAAAAGAUGAAAUAGUUUCUAAUUAUUCUAAUUCAUCUGUUAUAAAACUUCCUGUCAAGAAUGUUCGUAGUGGAUUAUAUGUUUGUAUUGUAAAAAAUAAACAGUUUAAUAAUUUCACUGAGAAAUUUACAGCAGUAUAUUUAAAAGCUGAAACUAAUAUUCCAAAAAAAGAUUCAACAGCAUCAUCAUCAUCAAACUCUUCUACUAUUAUUAUAAUUGUUGUAGUAAUCAUGUUUAUUGCAUUUUUUAUAAUUUGUAUCAUCUUGCUACUUUGGAUGAAGAGAAAAAGAAAAUUGUCAAGAUAUAAUUCGUUUUUAUUUAAGAAGGGGCAAAUAAAUCUUUUAAGUUCUGAACUCCCUUUGGAAGAUCAAGUAGAUUUAUUACCUUAUGAUCCACGAUGGGAGUUUCCCAAAGAUCGUUUGAAACUUGGACGCAUUCUUGGCCAUGGAGCCUUUGGAAGAGUUGUGAAAGCAGAAGCUAUAGGUUUAAGAAAAGAUGUUCCUUAUACAACUGUUGCUGUGAAAAUGUUGAAAGAAAGAGAUGAUGAAACCCAACAUAAAGCUCUUAUGGCAGAACUGAAGAUUCUUAUUCAUCUUGGAAAGCAUGUAAAUAUUCUGAAUUUGCUUGGUGCAGUUACCAAAAAUUUUCAUAAAGGAGAAUUAAUGGUGAUGGUAGAAUAUUGUUGCCAUGGUAACUUAAGAAGUUAUUUAUUACGACGUCGAGAAAAAUUUAUCAAUCAACUUGAUCCUAUAACUGAAAAACUGAAUGCAGAUAUUUGUGUUCAAGUGUCAAAUUCUCCUAAUCCAAAUCAAUCAAAAUCAAAAGAAUAUACAAAACCAUUAGCACUUGGUGUUAAUAAUCCAAUUUAUAAUUACAGUAGUACUGGUGAACUGAUUAGGUGUAGUGGUGUGAAUAGUCAAGGAGAAAUUGGUACUGACAUGACUACAGUCAGCAGUAUUUCAGGUGGUGAAAACAGUAGUAACACUGCAAUAAGUGAAUCUGGAUAUAGUAGCACUGGUGGAAGUUCUCAGAUGUAUGCAGGGCGGGAGGAGAAUCGAUAUUCUGGAAUCAUUUCUACUUCAGAUCUGUUGUGUUACAGUUUUCAAUGUGCACAAGGAAUGAGCUAUCUUUCUUCUAAGAAGCUUAUCCAUCGUGAUCUUGCUGCACGUAACAUCCUGUUGGCUGAAGGAAACAUAAUUAAAAUAGCUGAUUUUGGAUUGGCAAAAGAUCUUUAUAAAUAUUCUAAAUAUGUUAAAAAAUCUGAUGGUCCUUUACCAAUAAAAUGGAUGGCUAUAGAAUCAAUAAAGGAUAGAAUAUUCACAACAAAGAGUGAUGUCUGGUCAUUUGGUGUUCUUCUGUGGGAAAUUUUCACACUUGGUGGCAAUCCAUAUCCAGGAUUUGAGAUGAAUGAACAGUUUUUUAAGAGACUAAAAGAAGGCUACAGAAUGGAAAGACCUGAAUAUGCUCCAAAAAAUGUUUAUGAAAUAAUGAUGGAAUGCUGGCAUGAAGAUCCUAAAGAACGUCCAGAAUUUAACACUCUAGGAGAAAAACUUGGACUUAUGUUAGAAGAAAGUGUGAAACAAGUAAGUAUUUUUACUAAAUAUUGAUAUAUUGUUAAAUAUGUGAUUUA